UUCAUCUCGUGGGUGGAGCGUGCGAAGGGAGAGGGGGUCAGUCAAGGUCAGCAUAGAAAGACUCCCUCUCAGUUCCGACGAGGCGGCGACUCUGCAUUCCCACCCACCUAACUUCUCUCUCUUUCUCUCUCUAGGGUUUCGCCAUUUAUCCCUAAUUAAGCUAAUUUCAAUUUCAUUUUUAAGGCUGUGUUUGAAAGUGUGUUCAAUGGGUACUCCGGAAUUCCCAGAUCUGGGAAAGCACUGUGCUGUCUCGGAUUGCAAGCUCAUCGAUUUCUUGCCCUUCACCUGCGAUUGCUGCGACCAGGUGUAUUGUUUGGACCACAGAAGUUAUAAUAAACAUCAGUGUACAAAAGCUGACAAGCAAGAUGUCACAGUAGUUAUAUGUCCACUUUGUGCCAAAGGAGUUCGCCUAGUUCCUGAUCAAGAUCCAAACAUAACUUGGGAGAAUCAUGUCAACACCGAGUGCGACCCAUCGAAUUAUGAGAAAGUCACAAAGAAGAAAAAAUGCCCUGUCCCUGGGUGCAGAGUGAUAUUAGUAUUCUCAAACACAAUUAAGUGCAGGGACUGCACAGUAGAGCAUUGUUUAAAGCAUCGGUUUGGACCUGAUCAUAAAUGUCCUGGUCCCACAAAGGUGGAAUCAAGUUUUUCAUUCAUGAAUCUUUUGAAUGGGAGUAAAAAGCAGGAGUCCAAACCCAAGUCAAGUGCAACCUCAUGGAGUACAAGCUUUCUUAAUGCGGCUUCUAACGUUCGAGCUUCGGCUGAGGCUGGUGUGUCAAAGUUAAGUUCCUGGCAGACAGCAAGGGGUGGGGUUGGACAGAGCCAUAGCAGUGGUCAAGUGGAGCAAUGCCCUCAGUGUGGUGCUAAGUUUUCCUCAGUUACUACUUUGGUUGACCAUGUGCAAAAAGUUCAUGAAAGGAGUCGCAACCGAUCUGGAGCAAAGGUUACAAUUGAUGUUUGUCCAAAGUGUAGUAGAGGAUUUCGAGAUCCGGUGGCCCUAGUGGAACAUGUUGAGAGGGAUCACGGUGGAAGUUCUAGAUCAUAGGUACGAGUUGCUAUUGUUAUUGAAUGAAUUUUAACUUGAAGAAAUUGCAUAUUUUUGCUAUAAAUAGUCUGGAGGAAUAUAGUGUUUAUAAACAUGAAUUUAAUUGGAAUACAUCGAGAGUGUAAACAUUGUCAUUCAAUCAUGUGGUAAAAAUUGUAAAUUGUUGACUUUUCUUGUAAUUACUUUAAAAGUCAUAUUUAAGGUGAUUUCUAAAAUCUAA
Molecule: messenger RNA, 1262 nt
Organism: Glycine soja
Lineage: Eukaryota; Viridiplantae; Streptophyta; Magnoliopsida; Fabales; Fabaceae
Product: zinc finger AN1 and C2H2 domain-containing stress-associated protein 16-like
Exons: 2
Coding region: 206-1042 (278 amino acids)
Cellular component (GO): cytoplasm
Molecular function (GO): zinc ion binding
Source: RefSeq, a predicted model, not a curated record